AGUGGUGACGUUUGAUAAAAAAAAAAAAAAAUAUAGAAGAUUCAAAAAAAUAAAUAAAAAAUAAAAAAACCAUCGUUGGCCGUUACUAUAAUUCCUUCAAGUUGCAUAUUCUCAAUAUGAAGGUGUCUAACAGAAUAGAUGAUGUUCAUACUUUUUCUCUUUCUCUAUUUUUAUUUAAAUGGGUAAACCCCAAUUUGUAUGGUAAGACUCAAUUUCCAGUAUCUCCUUUCCUCACGCACUCUUUUUUUCCAAAUCUUAAUUAUCUUUCUUCUUUAAGUUUUCAUAAACUUUGCAUCUUGUAUGUGAAAUUUGAGCGACAGGACGCGCAUUUGACUUCUAUAAUCAUUUUUGUUUGCUAUUAUCAAUAUCGUAUAUUUAUACUAUCAUAUCUCACGUUAUAGAAGUACUUAGUUUCCAAAAACAUUCGUUAAAAAAAAAAACCAAAGUGGAUUCUGAAGUAUGAACUCAGUCUUUGUACCAACAGUUCAUCAAGCUGCUGGCCAUAAGGGGAGUCUUACGGCUGAAAAUAAUGGAACGGUUUUUGCUAAGUUAACAUCACAACAAGAGAUUGACUUUUAUACAGAAACUCAAAUCAUCACCGAAGAUGAUACUGCCAUCGAUGAUUCUCCAUUAGGUUCACAUUUAAGUGAUUGGAUGCCUGUUUACAUGGGCACCUUGACUAAAAGUGAUGUUGCUGCACAGAGUCUCCCAGCAUCUAAUCCUCUUUUGAUGGACGGCAUUAUUCCUCCAAUCAUUGCACCAACAACUACAACAACAUCACCAUCAUCAUCAACAACGGGAAUUCCUCCUUCAGUUGACGAUAAAAAAUAUAUAGUUUUACAAAAUUUGUACUAUGGUUACUAUAAGCCCAGCAUUUUAGAUAUUAAACUUGGUUCCAUCUUAUACGAUGAAACUGCAAGUCAAGAAAAAAAGGACCGUUUACAAAAGGUAGCCGAACUGACCACUAGUGGCUCUUUAGGUUUCAGAAUCUGUGGGAUGAAAGUAUAUCAUUCACUGAUAGACUCUCCUAAACCGUCGAUCAAUAUCCCUCCUAUCUAUGCGGGGAUUGAAGAAUCUAUCAAUGUAGUCCCAGAUAUUGAAUCACAAUCUGUUUAUUUGGAAUUUGAUAAGUUUUAUGGGAGAUCACUUGACCAUACGAAUAUCAAACAAGGAAUUCUUCUCUUUUUCCAAUCAAAACUUCAUUCAAAACUUACGCUUAAGUUGAUUGAAAAUUUCUUAAAACGUCUUCAAGUUCUCUAUAAUUGCGUUUUGGAAUCAGGGGCAAGAAUGAUUGGUUCCUCGUUGUUAUUUGUAUUUGAAAAUGACCUGAUACGAUGGUCUACUGUGGAAGAAAAUCUCGACAGGUACGAUGAAUUUGAUCCACUUUUAAGAGAUGAUUUCUUUGCAGAUCAAGAUAGUGAUGAUGAAGAUGAAUACAGUGCUCCCUUGAGUAGUUUGAAUAUUAUAGACUUUGCCCAUUCCAAAUAUGUCAAGGAUAAGAGUCACGAUGAAAGUGUCUGUCAAGGUUUAGAAAACCUUAUAAAAGUAUUUGAAGAGAUUAUCACAGACAUUAAAUCUAAUACAACAACUUUAGUUUAAUUAUAAAUAUAUAUAUAUAUAUAGAUCUCUUCCCAUAAUGUCUACAAUUUAUUAAUAUAUUUGGGGAAAAAAAAUUAAUUUGUAUAUAACUGUCGUAACUACUCUAUUCUUUC
Messenger RNA from [Candida] anglica, 1712 nucleotides. The record is from the annotation of a GenBank genome assembly. Lineage: Eukaryota; Fungi; Ascomycota; Pichiomycetes; Serinales; Debaryomycetaceae.